GGGAGGGACCGGGAACUCUCCGCCUGCCUGCCAAGGGGCGAGCGGCUCCCAGACAGGUGAUGGACUCCGGGCCGGCUCCCGCCUCGCUGCUCGCCUUUCACUUCGUCGCGAUCCGGGCCAAGAUGUAGAAGGAAGCUGGAACGCGCUUCUCUGCUUGUCCAGGAGCCCGAAGCAGCAGCAGCAGCAGCAGCAGCAGAAGAGGCGGCGGAGGCGGUGGUCGCACCUUGGCAAGGGAGGAAGGAAGGAGUCCGAAGCGGCUUCCCUCCCUUCGCCGCCCCGCUGCCCCUUUCCUCCCCUCGGAAGCCGGGAGGGCGCCAAGGAAGCAGCAGACAACUCCCCCCUCGCCUCUGCCAGGAGACCCCCCGGAGCCAAGCGCCGAGAGACCUUUAGAGGCGACCGGGAAUUGAGGGGACCUCCGCCCGCGCGCCCCCCCCGCCCGGAGCCCGAGCCAGGAGGACAACUGCCCCCCACCCCACCCCACCCCCCAGCGCCGGUGGUGGCUCCCUCGUCCCCCCCCCCGAGGGAUGGUUGUUAUUUUCCCAACCCAAGGAGGCGGGGUGGUGCGCCUCCUGCGCUGCACCGUUGAGUCGUGGGGCCGACCACAGUGAUGAGCACGCAAUGAGGAUCGGCGCAGCAUUCUGGGUUAUAGGCUUUUGCUACCUGGCCCUCGUGUUUGCAGAGGAAGCAGAGAUUCCUCAGGAGCUGAUCGAAAGGCUGGCUCACAGCGAGAUUCAUAGCAUUCGGGAUUUGCAGCGUCUCCUGGAAAUUGAUUCCGUAGGCUAUGACGAUGCAGCAGAAACAAAUCUGAUCUCCCACCCGAUCCACUCAGCUAAGCUGUUGCAAGAAAACCACCCUAGAUCUAUUCGCAGAAAAAGAAGUGUUGAGGAAGCCAUUCCUGCAGUCUGCAAGACGCGGACGGUCAUUUAUGAGAUUCCUCGGAGCCAAAUCGAUCCGACUUCGGCAAACUUUCUGAUAUGGCCUCCCUGCGUGGAAGUGAAGCGAUGCACUGGAUGCUGCAACACCAGCAGUGUGAAGUGCCAACCCUCGCGGAUACACCACAGAAAUGUCAAGGUGGCCAAAGUGGAAUAUGUUAGAAGAAAACCCAAAUUAAAGGAAGUUCUGGUGAAGUUAGAAGAGCACAUGGAAUGCACUUGUAUAAUGUCAAAUUCCAAUCCAGAUUUUCGGGAAGAAGAAACAGAGAUUUGAGACCUGCUUGGAUGGAAGGUAUCUAUAUCCGAGGCUGGUACUCUUUAGCCUGAUUUACGAUCUCCAGCAAAUAAUGACUCGAUUCAACGAUUCUUUAAUUACGGAUGUCUUUUUCUUUUUUUCUUUUUCUUUUACAGAUGUCAGGUGAAAAUAAGCUAGAAAAUAUUUCUUUCUGGGACUCGAAUGUACAGGAUUUGUUACAUUCCUGAACCUACGCUGUAUGGUGCUUUCUGGAUAACACUUCACUCAUCUUCCUAUCUGGGGGGAGGGGGCAAACUGGUUUAAAGAGAGAGCGGGAGAGAGAGAGAGAGAAGGGAGGGGGGGAGAGAAAAACACACAACCACACACACACAGACACAGAGACAUGCACACACACUUCACCAGAACACGAGGGACAAAUGUAUAGUUGUUUAAAUAUGACAUCGCAGCAAGUAUUGUAGCAGUCUGCAAAAAUAAUAACGACGUUUCCCUAUUCGUGAAAUUGAGAGACGAUGACGACGUGAAAGGAACAAGAAGAAAGAGGAGGACGAAUAACGAACUCUAAGCAGACAGCAGACUUCCUGAGAACUGUCAAUGGUGCUUUUAUUUUAUUCCCCUCUUGUCAGAUUUAUUUUUCUGGAGGAAUGUGCCUAAGGCCGGAAGCUGACGGACAGAUUCAGAUGGACUUUGGAGGCACACGCACACAAACAACAACAACAACAACAAUGGUGACAACAAUGGCAACCACCAAGAGCAGGAAUGUAUCAAAUGCCCAGGGCAGAAUCUAGAGUGGGCUUUUAAAAAUUUUUUAUUUUAUUGUAUUGUUUGGCUUGGCGGUGAUUUAAAAGUCUAUUAAAAAAAAAAAUCCAUCCGGGCGCCUUAAGUUUUUUUUUGUUUUAUUUUGGGUUGGUUUUUUUUUUUUUUUACACCAUCAAGUUAUUGAGCUUUCCUUUUUAUUCUUUUGCCUAGCAUUUUAUUAUCUCUCUCUUUUUUGUGGGGGGGACUAGAUUUACCAAUAAUCCGAUAUAAGAGACUGCUGUAGUGACAAUGAAAUGGGAUCAUGCAAAGACUAUGGCGUUUUUAUUUCUCCUAGUGGGGGUGCAGACUAAUGAAAUGUAUUAAAAUAAAAAUGGUAUACCUAUGCAUAAUUUUCUAAAUGUUUCUUGGUUUUGUCUACCCUUUUCCUUUCUUCCCGGCCUCUUCCUUUUUUCCACAAUAUAUUAUUUAAAACUGGUGGUUUUUUUUUCUCUUUUCUUUCUCUUCCCCUUCAAAGAGUUGCUGACGAAUUAGCAACAUGGUGGAGAGGCUUCAAUGGAUGAUGGAUAGGCUUCAAGGCCGCCAUCUUUUCUCAGAAAGUAUACCACAGGAGAUGGAGGAACUGUUAGGAAAUUUCCUAAAAGUUAGAACGAUUUACCAGUGGAAUGGAAGUUGCCUCCAGAAGUUGUGGGUGCUCCAACACUGGAGGCUUCUAAGAAGAGAUUGGACAAAUAUUUGUCUGGAAUGGUAUAGGGUUUCCUGCUUGAGCAGGGGGUUGGACUACAUGACCUCCAAGGUCCCUUCCAACUCUGUUAUAUUCUGUUCUGUUAACUAGAAGGGGUGGCUGGUGAUCACCUACUGUAGAUUAUAUUUACUUAAAUUUCAUGGCUCAAGAGCAGAGCCCCCAAAUCAUGAGAAAACUUCCUGUGAGGAAGAUUACUGGACAAAUAAUGCUAAUUCUUAUCCCCUAGGGCGGGUUAGGCAACCUCGGCUCUUUUAUGACUCAUGGACUUCAACUCCAUGCCUACCCCUGCCCGAGGGAAAGACAAAGAUGUGUCUUCAGAUAAAACCUGAAUUCUCAAUGGGGUGCAGAGGUUCCACAAAUUCCUUGGCAGGUAUUGGGAAGAGGGUUUUCUUGAAGAUACAGAAGUGGAGAAUAAUUUUAAGAAUGUUGACAAAAGAUUUAGUGUGGGUAUGCGAGCUUCAGGUUAUAUGCAAGUCAAACAAAACCAAACCUUUUUUUUAACGUAUUUAAGUCACCCACAAAUAUUAUUGUGGGAAACCAACUCAUCUGUUUCAGUGGUGUGAGAUGUACAAAAUUUUUCUUGUUACUCUAGUGUAUAAUAUCACUGUGGCCUGGAACAACCUUGCUGGAAAACAUAAAAAUUCUUUAUUUUUGGUAUUAAACAAAGAGAAAAAAAAUGCUUCAUGUGUAUUCAAAAAAUUGUUUGGGGGGGGGGGUGUUUAAAGGUGAUGUUUGUAUUUUUUUAAUCUAAAAUUAAUGGUUUUCUAUACCCAAGAAUUUAUGUUCUGUUUUCUUGAGCCAGAAUAUUUAAAAAAAAAAAGGUGAAUGAGAUUGGAAUAUGCAUUUUAUGGACAUAUUUUUCUAGCAGUGAUAGCUUAUCUCAUUUAAAGUAUAUUUAUUUUCAUUAGGAAAAGGAGAAUGAUGUAAGUAUGGUGUCCUAUAUUUCCAAAGGAGAAAUAGGUUGGUUGUACAUGAGAACAUGUGCUCCUUCUUUGGCUGGCUUUCCACCAUCAGUGGUAGAGAAUCUUCCAUCAAGGACAGACAUGGAAUCAAGUCUUAUGUGCUUGAGUUCCUUUCUGGUUGAUUUUGGCUCAGAUAGCUCAAGCUCAAUUUUUCUCUGGAAAUAUAGGACUAAAUAAUAUAGUUUAUGAUAGCCCAGCUUGCCAGCUUGUUUUUUAAUUUACUAAAUGACCUUCCACGACUUGGGUUAUUGUGUAUGACAUGGUAGAGAGGAAAUUUCUAUGGGCGUUCUUCUGUUAGGCCCUUUCAGCUAAAAUAGCUCCAGAGUUUGAUCAGGCUGAGCAAAAAGGAUGCUGUUGCAGUGAUGGAAAGGGAAGGAGAAAGAGGGGCUUUUUUUGGAUCAGGAAUUCAGAACAGAACAAGACCCCUGCAAAGAACUUUUCUGCUGGUAGCUUACCAUCAAGGUAAGGUGGAUGACAGAAGAAGUCCAUGGUCCAUGAGAUCAUGUUUCUAGGAGCUAACCAGAGGGGAGCUUGGACUGUUCCAGGAUGCAGGAAUAAUACCUUGUACAGUAGAUGUUGACAUCCUAUCUCAUAAGCAUCAGAAUUCUAGGCUUCUCCCAUCCUUCCCUAACUCCUUCUUGUACUGUAGAAGGCCAAGAAAUGAGCAGAACAAGUUGCAGCAUGGGACUUAACGGGGUUUGAUUGGGUCUUGGGAAUCUGGGAUGAAGUCCUCACUCAACCAUGAAGCUCACAGUCUGGCUUUGACCCCCAUCUUUCUUUCUCUAUCCAUCCAGCCUACCUUGUGAGGAUAAAAUUAAAGGAGAUGUCCCUUUAGAUUCCCUUGAGGAACAUCAAGAGAUAAAGGCAAUAAAUGAAGAUGAGUUAGAAAUAAAGAGUUCAGAUUUGAAAUUCCUAGAAUAUUCAGAGGCCCGUAGAAACCUCAAACGUCAUUGCAAGAGAAUUCAGUUAUGUUAUUGUACAUCUGAUUGUUUCCCCCUCUUUCUUCUCCCCUCCUGUUCUUGCGUAGCUUUGUUAUAAUUGUGUUGGUUGUAUGAAAUCUUACCAAAACAGUUCCAAAGAAAUCGCCACUGUGUCCCACCACCUAUGCCUGAAUGGAGGGACUUCUUUGGCAGAGAAUGAUUCUGUUUUCAAUUUGUGCAUUCAGAUGUGGAUGUGUUUUUAUGUGUCCAGUGUUAAAUGAACUCUGUGUCCCUCCGUGGAUGGCAAUAUGACUGACGUUACCUUGAUUUUGUUCUUGAUCAACAUUGGAUUUGCUCGCUGAUUUUAAUGAUUAUUUUUCCCCCCUCUCUCGGUGUUAAUGUUUAUCAAACAAAUUUUGAUACUCAAGUUUAUUAAACAAAGUAAUUUGAAUGAAAAGGAAGUAUUCAUGUUGACUAUUGCUUAGACUUCAAAGUCCCAUUCAUUCAAAAUCUGGACAUAUGGAGAGAGGAAAAUACGUUACUAAAAAUAUCUGCGGGUGUGUUCCUAUGAGUGUAACGCUCGGUGUUCUGUAUGUGCUAUGUGACCAAGGAAAAACUGUAUAAAAACGAAUUUAUAUA
This is a messenger RNA of Crotalus tigris (Tiger rattlesnake), 5207 nucleotides long. RefSeq names its product platelet derived growth factor subunit A (gene PDGFA). Gene Ontology annotation, molecular function: growth factor activity; platelet-derived growth factor receptor binding. The transcript is spliced from 6 exons. The record is from RefSeq and is a predicted model, not a curated record. Gene Ontology annotation, cellular component: membrane. Gene Ontology annotation, biological process: positive regulation of MAP kinase activity; positive regulation of cell migration; positive regulation of phosphatidylinositol 3-kinase/protein kinase B signal transduction. Bases 619 to 1206 code for a protein of 195 amino acids. Lineage: Eukaryota; Metazoa; Chordata; Lepidosauria; Squamata; Viperidae.